UUGCGUCUGUGUUAUUAAUUAUACGCUGUGAGGCAUUUCGAAAGAGUCGCGCAGCGAGUGGAUUUGCUCGGGACCGUUGUAUUGUAAAUUGACAAUUUGCGUCUGCUGUGCUGGUUGCUGUUAGGAGCUGGAAGAGAAACGGAAUGAGGAUAAAUACGAAAAACAAGUCGUAGUGAUUCACCGAGAGAAGAAAAUAUACGGUUUUGUGUUUCAGGUUUUAUAAAAUUGGAAGAAAACAACGGAUCUUAUAAACGGAAACGGGACCGAAGAGGCAGAUUGCUGGAGUGCAGAUUGCAAGACAGUUGCUGGAGUGUUCGUGAGGGUGUGUCUGUUUCUCCCACCCCGUAAUCUCGCACCACCAUGAGCUGGGGCUUCCUGACACAGCUGCUUGAGGAGAUCCACAACCACUCCACCUUCGUGGGGAAGCUGUGGCUGACCGUGCUCAUCGUGUUCCGCAUCGUGCUGACGGUCGUGGGCGGCGAGUCCAUCUACUACGACGAGCAGAGCAAUUUCGUGUGCAACACGGCCCAGCCGGGCUGCGAGAACGUCUGCUACGAUGCCUUUGCCUCGCUCUCCCACGUGCGCUUCUGGGUCUUCCAGAUCAUCCUGGUGGCCACGCCCUCCGUCAUGUACCUGGUCUACGCCGUGCACAAGAUCGCCCGCAGCGAGGAGGGGCGCGGCUGCCGGCAGGGAGGCUUCGGCUGCGACAGGAAGCAGAGACACAAGCUGUUUGGGGCGGGCAGGAAGCAGCACCGCGGCAUCGAGGAGACCGAAGAGGACAACGAGGAGGAGGACCCCAUGAUCUACGAGGAGCCCGAGCUGGAGAGCCGCAGCGAGGGGAACGGCGCCGCGGCGCUGACCAGGACCACGCCGGAGAAGGCAGGGCGGCACGACGGGCGGCGGCGCAUCAAAGAGGACGGGCUGAUGAAGAUCUACGUGAUGCAGCUGCUGGCACGCACCUCCCUGGAGGCGGGCUUCCUCGGGGGGCAGUACGCCCUGUACGGCUUCAAGGUGUCCCCCGCCUACGUGUGCGAGCGCAGCCCCUGCCCCUACAAGGUGGACUGCUUCAUCUCGCGCCCCACCGAGAAGACCAUCUUCCUGCUCAUCAUGUACGCCGUCACCCUGCUCUGCCUGGUCCUCAACCUGUGGGAGAUGCUGCACCUGGGCUUGGGCACCAUUCACGAUGUCCUGCGCAGCAAACGCCAGCCCCCCGAGGAGGGGUACCACCUCCCCCAGCCCCCCGGGGCCCCCGCCAGCGCCCCCUACUCCUACCCCUUGACCUGGAACACCCCCUCCGGGCCUCCCGGCUGCAACAUCGUGGUGAAGCCGGAGCAGAUCCCCUACACCGACCUCAGCAACACCAAGAUGGCCUGCAAGCAGAACAAUGCCUACAUCAUGCAGGAGGAGCAGCGAGAGAAACCCACCGCUCAGCACAGGCUGGAGGCUGCCAUCCAGACCUACACCCAGAACCACCACAGCCCACACCACCAGCACCAGGACAUCUCCAGCGCAGCCAAGGACAAGAAGAAGCAGCACAAGCCCAGCUCCAGCAGGAGGGGAGCCAGCAGCAGCAAGUCCCUGGAGGGGAAGUCCUCUGUUUGGAUUUAGAGACC
Messenger RNA from Acipenser ruthenus (sterlet), 1613 nucleotides. Its product is annotated as gap junction gamma-1 protein-like. The coding region runs from base 361 to 1608 and encodes 415 amino acids. The record is from RefSeq and is a predicted model, not a curated record. Gene Ontology annotation, cellular component: connexin complex. The transcript is spliced from 2 exons. Gene Ontology annotation, biological process: cell communication. NCBI's taxonomy places the organism in Eukaryota, Metazoa, Chordata, Actinopteri, Acipenseriformes, Acipenseridae.